Oryza sativa Japonica Group (Japanese rice) is the source of this 3072-nucleotide messenger RNA. Its product is annotated as switch 2. NCBI's taxonomy places the organism in Eukaryota, Viridiplantae, Streptophyta, Magnoliopsida, Poales, Poaceae. Gene Ontology annotation, molecular function: ATP-dependent chromatin remodeler activity; ATP binding. The record is from RefSeq and is a predicted model, not a curated record.
AAUACCCCCGCCGACCGGUUUCCUCCUCCCCUGCCAAGCAACGCCAUGUCGCUCCACAGCCUCAAAGAAACCCUCCAGUCUUCCUCCUUUUCACAGCCCCAAUCCGAGUCCCAACCCCGAUCACCUCCUCCUCUCCUCGCCAGGAGGCCCCCAAAAACGUCCCUCUCGCAGCAGCUCCUCCGCCUUGAUGCCUCCUCCUCCUCUUCCUCCUUUUCCGUCUCGCCGCCACCGCCCCCUCGCACUUCCCCGACCUCGGAUGCGGCGGCGGAUGAUGCGCCGCCGCUGCCAGAGGAGGAGGACGAGGUCCCCUGCAUCCGCCCCCGCGCUUCCCUUCCGCCAGCGGCCUCCCUCGACUCCCGCGGGCCCUACGAACCGCUUGCUCUCUCGCCGCCCGGAGAGCGCCCCGUCGUCCAGGUACCCUCCUCGAUAAAUUGCAGGCUACUUGUGCAUCAGAGGGAUGGUGUAAGAUUCUUAUACAAUCUGUAUAGAAACAACCAUGGCGGUGUGCUUGGAGAUGACAUGGGUUUGGGAAAGACUAUCCAAACAAUUGCUUUCUUAUCAGCUGUUAUUGGAAAAGAUAAUGACCACGGUGAUCAAUUAGUGGAAGGAAGAAAGAUUGCCCCUAUACUCAUCCUCUGCCCCACAUCAGUAAUUCGAAACUGGGAAAAUGAAUUUGCAGAGUGGGCAAGAUGUUCUGUUGCUGUCUAUCAUGGCCCAAAUCGUGACCUGGUUCUUCAAAAGGUUGAAACUCAAAGACUAGAGAUAGUUAUUACCAGUUUUGACACUUUUAGGAUUCAUGGCAAGAUUUUGUGUGGCAUCUCGUGGGACCUUGUGGUUGUUGAUGAGGCACACCGGCUGAAGAAUGAAAAAUCAAAGUUAUAUACAGCUUGCUUGGAAAUUACUACUCGAAAGCGGUUUGGUCUCACAGGAACCAUAAUGCAAAAUAAAAUAAUGGAAUUAUUUAAUCUGUUUGACUGGAUUGUACCUGGUUGCUUGGGGGAUCGAGAACACUUUCGAGUAUAUUAUGACGAGCCUUUAAAACAUGGCCAGAGGUUCAGUGCUCCUGAGAGAUUUGUACAAGUUGCUGAUAAGCGCAAGAAGCACCUUGUUUCAGUUCUUAGCAAAUUUCUGUUGAGAAGAACAAAGGAAGAGACCAUUGGGCAUCUCAUGCUUGGAAAGGAGGAUAAUAUUGUUUUCUGCAGAAUGAGUGACGUUCAAAAGCGCGUUUACAGAAGAAUGCUGCAACAGCCUGACGUGCAAAUCCUUAUAAACAAGGAUCUCCCAUGUAGCUGUGGAAGUCCUUUGACUCAGGUGGAAUGCUGCAAGAGAACUGAACCACAUGGCAUUAUCUGGUCUUAUCUUCACAGAGACAAUCCAGAGGGUUGUUCUCUGUGCCCCUUCUGUCUUGUUCUUCCUUGCCUUGGGAAGCUUCAGCAGAUCAGUAACCAUCUGGAGCUGAUAAAGCCAAACCUGAAAGACGAAAUUGAGAAGCAGAAGAAAGAUGCUGAGCUUGCAGCUGCUGUCUUUGACACAGAUAUUGAAUUAGUUGGUGGAGGUGCUAAAAGUGAAAACUUCAUGGGUCUCAGUGAUGCAGAACAUUGUGGAAAGAUGCGUGCGUUGGAAAGACUAUUGUCAUUAUGGACUCUGCAGGGUGACAAAAUUCUUCUUUUCAGCUAUUCAGUCAGGAUGCUUGACAUACUAGAGAAAUUUCUUAUACGGAAGGGUUACUGCUUUUCUCGCUUUGAUGGAACGACUCCCAUGAAUGCACGCCAAUUACUAAUUGAUGAGUUCAAUAGAUGCCCAAGCAAACAGGUUUUCCUUAUAUCUACACGGGCAGGAAAUUUAGGUGUCAACCUGGUCAGUGCUAAUCGUGUGGUGAUUUUUGACCCAAGUUGGAACCCUGCGCAAGACUUGCAAGCGCAAGACAGGUCAUUUCGAUUUGGACAGAGGCGGCAUGUCACUGUAUUUCGCCUACUUGGUGCUGGUUCCCUUGAAGAGCUUAUUUAUUCUCGACAAAUAUAUAAGCAACAGCUUUCCAAUAUUGCGGUCUCUGGAAAAAUAGAAAAACGUUACUUUGAAGGAGUGCAGGAUGACAAAAAAUUUCAAGGUGAGCUCUUUGGGAUAUGCAAUCUGUUUCGCGACUUGUCUGAUAAGCUUUUCACCAGUGAGAUCAUUGAAAUGCAUGGAGAACAUGGGAAGGGUAAUACAGCUGAAACAAUAGGAAUUCGAGAAAUAGUUGAUACAAAUAUAUUUGGUACGCAAGAUCAAAUGAAAUCCUCAAUGACAGCAAUACAUAACGAGAACAAGAAUUUGUACCAUUGUGGAAUAGUUUAUGCUCACCGAAAUGAAGAUGUUGUAAACACGAGGACAAAUGAAGCAAGCAACUGUGCAGAAGAUAAAACUGUCCCAAGGCACUUAGAGGAGCUGCAAAGUAAGAAGAAUGAAACAAUGCAUACAAUUAAGGCAAAAUCUUACUCACUGGUGCAGAAAAAGAAGGAAUUCAGCCGAAUUGCAUCUUUCAUGGGUAUGAACGACCUUGAGUUUAGUAAGUGGUUGCUGUCUGUCUCGCCUUUGCAACGACAUGAAGUAUUGGACCGCUACAGGAAUGCAAAGUAAGCCAUAGGGAGUAUGGAUAAUGCUUCCCUCAUAUAGAUAGCCCUUUCCUGCUCCACCGAUGUUUUCCUUCUAUUCUCCUGUUCUGCCCCAUCCACUCUUUCUCUGGCUUGGCACAGGCUAUCAGAAGGGGAGGAACAUUUCAUGUUCAGAUCAUCUUAUUUCCUUCUUUUCUUUUUCUUCAUUUAUUGCAUUUGUAAGGUAAGAUCAGACCCAUAGUGGUUUGUCUUUUGGGUUUGACAUAAAUCGCUGUUUCUCCUGCUGGUUCUCUGGAUUUGGGCGCUUGUAUCUUUGUUGGUCGGCUGAGUAAAGCUUUUAGAGUUACCACGGAGUUCUGAGUGCAUCUCAAACAGAAAGAAGCUGUGCUGGUUAGUGGUUACAAUGUACAAAUGAUACGAGCAUAGCAGGUCAUGUAUCAUGCAUGCAAAUAAUUCACCCGUUAUCCGACUUUUCCCGAGA